AUGCACAUUCAUAAGGUUAUUACGGAAAACAGCAUCUAUCCACUUCAAUAUGAACAAAAUGCGAAUGGUGAAGGUGAUACCGAUGAUGAUGACGAUGAGGAGAUGUUACAUGAUGAAGAAUAUAAUAAUUUUUAA
This is a messenger RNA of Dictyostelium discoideum AX4, 135 nucleotides long. RefSeq lists its product as hypothetical. The record is from RefSeq and is a predicted model, not a curated record. Lineage: Eukaryota; Evosea; Eumycetozoa; Dictyosteliales; Dictyosteliaceae. The transcript has a single exon. Bases 1 to 135 code for a protein of 44 amino acids.